Molecule: messenger RNA, 4181 nt
Organism: Protopterus annectens (West African lungfish)
Lineage: Eukaryota; Metazoa; Chordata; Ceratodontiformes; Protopteridae
Gene: RALGDS
Product: ral guanine nucleotide dissociation stimulator
Exons: 18
Coding region: 286-2634 (782 amino acids)
Biological process (GO): Ras protein signal transduction; positive regulation of GTPase activity
Cellular component (GO): plasma membrane
Molecular function (GO): guanyl-nucleotide exchange factor activity
Source: RefSeq, a predicted model, not a curated record
GAAGACUGUGUCCAACUCCAAGGGCUGUCGUAUCCUCAUGUAACUCAUUCAUGGGAAAUCAUUUUUAUACACCACUUCAAGCCUUCUGGAAACCAACGAGAAGAAAGGAAGGUGAGGUGGGAGGACCCCACCUGUAAAUGGCACAUGUUUCACACUGACAGAGAUGGGGAAAGUGGCUUUUUUAUGAUGCUGCGAUUUAUAUAUUAUUUUAAACUGGCAUAUGCUUUUCGCAGGCUUUUAAAGGGAAAACAGCACAAGCACUAACGUUGGAGACAAGCCUCAGAAAUGGAGGCCAAAUCUUGGUCCAGUUUUCAGAAAGCUCUGAUGCAACCAGUAAAAAUGUGUUUCUUGGAUUUUCCUGUCCUAAUGCUAGAUGAUACGAGCUCGGCUCAGGAGAUUGGAGAAGAGGUGGAAAAUGGUGCUGUUUACACAAUCACGCUUAGAAAAGUACAGGUUCAUCAUACGGUCAACAAAGGACAGAGAUGGCUUGGGUUUGAAAAUGAAUCUGCUCUGAAUGUAUAUGAAACUUGCAAAGUUCGAACAAUCAAAGCUGGAACAUUGGAAAAAUUGGUUGAAUACUUAGUGUCUGCUUUUAGAGGCAAUGACUCCACUUAUGUGACCAUCUUUUUGUGCACAUAUCGGGCAUUUGCUACCACCAAGCAAGUCUUGGAUCUGCUGCUAAACAGGUAUGGAAAACUGCACCAUCAAACAAAUGGAGAAUGUUCCAAACGAACAGAUGAUCGGAUAGAACUCAAAAAUACCAUUUCCUCAAUCCUGGGUGCCUGGCUGGAAAAGUACUCUGAAGAUUUUCGGAAACCCCCAGAUUACUCCUGUUUAAAGCAGUUAAUUUCCUACAUACACAUUAACUUCCCUGGAUCUGAUUUGGAGAGGAAGGCCUGCAGCUUACUAGACCACUUCCUAAGCCAAGGAGUCACGUUGGCAGAGCAGGAUGUAUUGGAACCUGCAGCUUGUACGUUUACAUUGGUGGAAGACAAUGGGUUGGAGGAGCUGAAGCCAGAUUUUUUGUCCUUUUCACCAGAGAUGGUCGCAGAACAGUUCACACUGAUGGAUGCUGAACUCUUUAAGAAAGUGGUCCCUUACCAUUGCUUGGGUUGCAUCUGGUCACAGAGGGAUAAGAAAGGGAAAGAGCACCUGGCUCCCACAAUCCGUGCCACUGUUUCCCAAUUUAACAGAGUUACUAACUGUGUCAUCGCCACCUGUCUAAGUGACAAGAACCUGAAGCCUCAGCAAAGAGCCAAAAUUGUUGAGCGAUGGAUUGAAGUGGCCCGGGAGUGUCGAAUUCUGAAAAAUUUCUCCUCCCUACGGGCAAUUCUUUCUGCUCUCCAGUGUAACUCGGUGCACAGAUUGAAAAAAACGUGGGAUGAGGUUUCAAGGGAGAAUUUCCGAAUAUUCCAUGAGCUAUCUGAGAUCUUCUCCGAUGAAAAUAACCAUUCCCUUAGCAGAGAGCUCCUAAUUAAAGAAGGCACUUCAAAAUUUGCUACACUAGAGAUCAACCCGAAGAGGGCACUGAGGAGGCAACAACAGCAAAGAGAACUGGGUGUGAUGCAAGGAACAAUUCCUUAUCUGGGAACAUUCCUCACAGAUCUUGUCAUGUUAGACACCGCAAUGAAAGACCAUUUCGAGGGUGGUUUGAUCAACUUUGAAAAGAGGCGAAAGGAGUUUGAAGUCAUUGCCCAGAUCAAGUUACUUCAGUUAGCAUCCAAUAAUUACAACUUCACACAGGACGAUCGGUUUGUUGAGUGGUUCAGUGGAGUAGAACAACUUACUGAGGCUGAAAGUUACAAUUUCUCCUGUGAGAUUGAGCCACUGUCAGAGUCUGCAAGCAACACACUGAAGGCAAAGAAAAAUACAGGCAUUAUCAAACGCUGGAGCGAUCGACAAGCCCCAAAUGCAGAGCCUUCUGCUAGUGGCAGCACCCACUCCAAGUCAUUUGACCAGCUGAAGUAUGGACAGUACCUCUGUAGUGGAGACAAAGCAGACUGUGUGAGCGUAACUUCUGCUGGGUCCAGCAGCUCAGAUGUGGAAGAAAUAAACAUCAGCUUCAUUUCUGAGUCUCCAGAUUCCCAGGAGAAAAAGUUUUGGGAGUCUACAUCUCUGUCAUCUUUGGAUACGUCUGGAAUCGGGUCAGGUUCAAGCAGUGCCUCGUCAUCAUCAAUGUCAUCAACCCCUGUCACAGCAUCCCGAAACCAUAAGCGCUCUGUCUCAGGAAUAUCCAGCUACUCCUCUCUGUCACUCCCUCUCUAUAACCAGCAGAUCGACGACUGCUGCAUCAUUCGGGUCAGCUUGGAUGUGGAUAACGGAAACAUGUACAAGAGCAUACUAGUAACGAGUCAGGAUAAGACUCCUGUGGUUAUAAGAAAGGCCAUGGCAAAACACAAUCUAGACACUGACCGACCUGAAGAAUAUGAACUGGUACAGAUCAUCUCUGAGGAAAAAGAAUUAAAAAUACCGGACAAUGCCAAUGUGUUCUAUGCCAUGAACUCUACUGCCAAUUAUGACUUUAUCCUGAAGAGGAGGGGUUAUUCCAAAGGAGCUAAAACGAAACCCGUCUCCAGUUCCACCCUCCCACGGAUGAAACAGAAGGGCCUAAAGAUCGCCAAAGGCAUCUUCUAAUUACUGGAACACUUCAGAAAUGAACUUACAGUGGUGACACUACUAUAUUUCUUUAACCAGUAUUGACCAGAGAAAAAAAUGUGCAAUAAUAGCUGCUCAAAAGCUAUGAAGGUCAGAACUGUGGAACAGCACUUAAAAGCAAAUGUUUAAUGGAUGCCCAGUGAGGAAAAACCAGACGUGAGGAAAUGUUAAUGACUGUGCGAGGAAGUGAUCAGCUGGAACUGUUUGUACGCUUUGGAUUUGUGCCACAAUUAUUGUUCAAUGGAGUGCUUCUUUUUGAAAAGUGUGGAUGAAUUUUGGUAUGAAGUUGAUGACACUGAUGCAGGAUAUUAAUGUGCUGAAGGUAUUUUUCAUACCCUGAUUGAAUUAUCCUUUUUUGUGAACGUUGCACGGGUGUAUUUCUUUUCUUUUUGUUUUCCCAGUGAAAACUUGACAAAUGAAAAGUGCACUAAUUGUGAUUAUUGAGAAAACCGUUACUAUGAUGAACAUUUAGAGUGAGGAAGCAUUCUUCACCCUUUCCUUUGCAAUGCCUUAGUGCCUUUGAGGCCUCCUCUCCCUGUCUUGCAAAGAUACAAAUUCUACACGAAGUCAGUCAGUGCUGCAAAGAUUGUGCCACUUAAGGGUAAAAAAAUGUUGCUUGCUGCUCAGGGAAGUGUUGAUGGUAGUUGUUCCAUGAUUACAAAAGGACUUGUCUGAAGACAUUGGGGUAAUUACACUCCGAUAUGAAAGAAAGUGACCAGGUCAGAUUGACAGCUGUAACAGGGACUUCCUGGAGAUGUGUUUGAGUCACUUAGCAGGGAUAAGAUAGCCUUGAUAUUUUGACUGGGACUUUUUUUUCUUUUUUGUACAUCACGAGGCUACCUUUUCCAUAAUAUUGCAAGGGUUUGGUUGGGCUUGUUAUGAACAUUUAUACACCAUUCCAACCUGUUAUGCAACUGCCUAGUAAUAAAGGAAAAGGCAUUAUGUGAAGAAACACUUCUGUGUGUGUUCAGACUAUAAAAUUGUGAUUUCAUACAAAAAAAAAAAAAAAAAAAAAAACAAACUGCACCAAAGAUCAGAAUAAGCAAAGCUGGCUAAAGACAUCUCACCGAGGAAGAAGGGUAAUUUUCUACAAGUUGAAGCAAGACCACCUGAACAGAAGAUGUCUACAAGUGAAAAAACAAACUUUUCUAUAAACAAGAAGUGCCAUUUUAGUGGCUUAAAUGACACAUUUUUUUCAUUUGGUUGCAAAGAUAUCUUUUUGUAAAUGUGUUUUGGGGGGGUUUGUAAAUAUUUUUUAUUUACAGUGUUUUACAGUAUUUAUUGGUUGUAAAUAAUGGUAAUAAUUAGAAAUGUAAAUUUACUAAAGUUAUUAAGCUAAUAUAUGACAUUUUCAAAAAGUUUUAUUUAAGUUGUAGGUGAUCCUGUACAGUACAAAUUGUAUACCUUUUAGAGUACAAUGUCUUUGUUUUAUGUUUUGGUUACCAUUGAAGGGGAACUGCUUAUGAACUGACAGUAGUUAUUUGUACAGUAACAAACACUAAAUUGGAGUGACUUUAAAACACUAA